GGGCUAAGCCAGUCUGGGCGAGCUGCAGGCAUCACGUUGGAGACCUAGGACAGGGGUUGACUCUGGGACACUGCGUGCCCCCAAAUCACGGUACAACGUCUGCGCUGCCCCCACCAAGCCCUGAGGAGAAGGAGGGGAUAUUGUGACGGUAACUCCUCUGAGAAUGGUGUUCCCAAUCCUCUCUCUGGUGCUGAGUGCCGUGGCCUUCUUCACCGGGCUGCCGUUGAACGGGUACGUCGUCUUUGUCACCAGCUGCCGUACAGGGAGGACGGCCAGCGCCGUGUGGUUCCUGAACCGGGCCGUGGCCGAUUUCCUCUUUAUCGUCUUCCUGCCAAUCAGAUUCAUCUUCAUCCUGAACUUAGACCAGGCCAAGAUACUGAACAACACCGUUAUCUCGCUCCACAUGUUCUCCAGCGCCUUCCUCCUCACGGCCCUCAGUGUCGAUCGCUGCAUCCUCGUGGCGCGCCCUGAGUGGACCCGGAACCACCGCACACCCCUCCUGGCUUUCAUGAUUGUUAUAAGCCUGUGGGCCAUGUCUGUUGGGUUCAGCUUGCGGUAUGGUGAUCUCUGGGAAUCCCUGCUCUCACCGGCCAGUAUACACAUGAAUGUCCCACUGGAUGAAGGGAGGGUGAAGGCUGCCUUUGUGAUGCAGUUCCUAGUCGGGUUUCUGAUCCCAUUAGCCUUGAUCUUAAUCCCAACCUUCUACAUCAUUCUAGCUGCCAAGAUGAGAAGGAACAGGCUGAUCCAAUCCACCAAGCCACUCAAGAUCCUUCUUGGCUUGAUCCCGACCUUUUUCAUCUGCUGGCUGCCAUAUCACGUCUUCUCCUUCCUGCUGAUCUCACCUAAAUACCCCCUGCCUUUUCUUGUCACAGAAAGCAAUUUUGCUUGUAUCCUGUCAUAUUUCAACAGCUGCCUCAACCCCAUCUUCUACCUCACCAUGGAGGAAGAGUUUCUGAGGUACCGGCAUCGUGCACGCAACCCUCAAACCACCGACAACUCAGGGCCGGAGCCGGCUGAAUAGGGGAAUGGAUGGAACCGUUGAUAUUUCUAUGGAGAAAGAAUUCUGUUCGCUGGGACACGUAACUUCCUCUUGAUCCCAAAAUUGUCUUUUUUAGCAAGUGAAUUUUUUGGCCUUAUUCAUAGAAGAGCCACAAGAAUGAUUUCUGGAUUAGAAAACCUGCCUUACAGUGAGAGACUCAAGGAGCGCAGUCUAUUUAGCUUAACAAAGAGAAGGUGAAGGGGUGAGUUGAUCACAGUCUGUAAGUACCUACAUGGGGAACAAAUAUUUAAUAACGGGCUCCUUAAUCUAGCAGAGGAAGGUCUAACAUGAUCCAGUGAACAGAAGUUGAACCUAGACAAAUUCAGACUGGAAAGGAGGUGUAAAUUUGUAACGGUCAGAGUAACUGACCCUGGCUUUAGCAGGCCAAUGCUCAAACCGCUGAGCUAUCCUUCACCCCGAUAUGUCCUUUUCUAUGUCUUCAUGUCCUUAUUUUUCUCAUCAUGUCAUUUUUGCUGCCAGUGGGGCUCCAGCUCUUCUUCCCUGUGUUUCUUGAAGAUCAAUGGAUCUAUGAAAGAAAGGGUAACAUUUUCAAAAGGGUCUAAGUUCUAUUUUUUAAAGUGUUUAGGCCCUUGGAACCUUGCUGAGAGUCAAUGAGACAUAAAAUAAGAAUGGCCAUAUUGUGUAAGAGCAAAGGUCCAUCCAGCGCAGUAUCCUGUUUUUUGACAGUGGCCAAUGCCAGGUGCCCCAGGGGGAAUGAACAGAACAGGGGAUCAUCAAGUGAUCCAUUCCCUGUCACCCAUUCCUAGCUUCUGGUAAACAGAGCCUAGGGACACCAUCACUGCCCAUCCUGGCUAGUAGCCAUUGAUGGACCUAUCCUCCAAGAAAUUAUUUAGUUCUUUUUUUAACCCUGUUAUAGUCUUGGCCUUCACAAUAUACUCUGGCAAAAAGUUCCACAAGUUGACUGUGCGUUGUGUGAAGAAAUACCUCCUUUUGUUUGUUUUAAACCUGGUGACUACUAAUUUCAUUUGGUGACCCCUAGUCCUUGUGUUAUGAGAAGGAGUAAAUAACACUUCCUUAUUUACUUUCUGCACACCCGUCAGGAUUUUAUAGACCUCAAUCAUAUCCCCUCUUAGUCAUCUCUUUUCCAGUUUAAAAAGUCCUAGUCUUAUUAAUCUAUCCUAAUACGGAAUCCGUUCCAUACCCCUCAUCAUUUCUGUUGUCCUUUUCUUUACCUUUUCCAAUUCCAAUAUAUCUUUUUUUAGAUGGAUUUAUAUAGAGGUAAUAUGAUAUUUUCAAUCUUCUUAUCUGUCCCUUUCUUAAUGAUUUCCAACAUUCUGUUCGCUUUUUUGAUGGCCGCUGCACAUUGAGUGGAUGUUUUCAGAGAACUGCCCACAAACACUCCAAGAUCUCUGUUUUGAGUGGUAACGGCUAAUUUAGACCCCAUCGUUGUAUAUGUAUAGUUGGGAUGAUGGUUUCCAAUGUGCCUUACUUUGCAUUUAUUAACAUUGAAUUUCAUCUGCCAUUUUGUUGCCUGGUCACCCAGAUUUGUGAGGUCCCUUUGUAACUCUUCACAGUCAGCUUUGGACUUAACUAUAUUGAGUAGUUUUGUAUAAUCUGCAGAUUUCGUCCCUGCCCACUGUUUACCCCCUUUUCCAGAUUGUUUAUGAGUCAGACUCUUCCCAAACCAAUCACGUUCAUCUAUGAGUCUGACCAUUUUGUUCUUUACUAUAGUUUCAACCAGUUUGCCGGGUACGGAAGUCUGGCUUACCGGCCUGUAACUCCCAGGACCACCUGUUGAGCCUUUUUAAAAAACUGGUGUCA
Messenger RNA from Chelonia mydas (Green sea turtle), 2821 nucleotides. RefSeq names its product chemokine-like receptor 1. The transcript has 2 exons. Lineage: Eukaryota; Metazoa; Chordata; Testudines; Cheloniidae. The coding region runs from base 164 to 1021 and encodes 285 amino acids. Gene Ontology annotation, molecular function: complement receptor activity; G protein-coupled receptor activity. The record is from RefSeq and is a predicted model, not a curated record. Gene Ontology annotation, cellular component: plasma membrane. Gene Ontology annotation, biological process: positive regulation of cytosolic calcium ion concentration; complement receptor mediated signaling pathway; inflammatory response.